CUGCAGCAGUACCAAAUUGCUCCCAUCCUUUCGCGGUUCGCUUGAAACAGAGGACAGCCCUGGGACAGCCCGCGACAAAUUUGCCAAACCAGCGGCUUUCCAAUUGGAAGACAAGUUAGGCAUAUCACGCUGCAUGUUUCAUGUCAUUACCAGUACCGAUUGACCUGACCAAGGUAGAACAGCCCAAAUCGACGCUCGGGUGCCCCAUCCUCGACGGGUUCCUUCGCGGAGGCUUCGCGUGCGGAACCGUCACCGAGCUCACCGGCGAGGCUUCUGCGGGCAAGACGCAGUUGGUGCUGCAGAGCCUCCUCACCGUUCAGCUGCCAGAAGAGGAGGGCGGGCUCGCCGGCAAGGCCGUCUACUUCUACACGGAGGGAAAGCCGCCUGUGGACCGGCUCAAGUCCAUUCUAGAGAACCGCUUCCCGCACCGACGUGACGUGUGUCUGGACAAUGUGCUCGUCGAGAGCCGCGCCAUCUCCACCCCCGAAGCGCUGCAGCUGUCGGUUCGGGUGCUGGAGGGCAUGUUGGAGAAGAGCAACGCCGGUGGUGCGGGCGGCGCCGGCGGCAGCAACACAGGCACGGUCAGCCGGGCUCGGGGCGCCGGUGGCGGCCACAGGACAGCUGAGCUCAGCAGCAGACCGAUCCGGCUGGUUGUGAUUGACUCAGUGGCGCACGUCUUCCGGGACGCGGGCGCGGAGGAGGCCGGCGGUGGCGGUGGGCACGACCAGCCGCAGGUGCAGCAGUGGCACCGCCGCGCCACACUGCUGUUCACGCUCGCAGCCGCGCUCAAGCGGCUGGCUGACCGCUACGGGCUGGCCGUGCUGCUGACCAACCAGAUCAUGGACGACAUCAACCACGACACUGGCGCGGUGGAGAUGGGUCUGCCUAGCACGCUGCGCCUGCACCAGCCCGGCUCCCGCGCCGCGCCGCUGGUCAGCUCCGGCCGCCGCGUGCUGCCGGCCCUGGGCCUGGCCUGGGCCAACUGCGUCAACACGCGCCUGUUCGCGGCCCGGCACGAGGGCUGGGGCGGCGGCGUCAUUCGCAGCCUGCAGGUGGUGUUUGCGCCGCACCUGCCGCACUCCUACUGCUGCUUCCGCCUCGAUGUGGACGGCGUGUGGGGCGUGGAUGACGAAGAAGACCGGCAGCAGCCGCAGCCGCAGCAGCCGCCGCUGCAGCAGCAGCCGCUGCAGCCGCAGCUGCAGGCACAACAAGAGCUGCAGCCGCCGCAGCAUCGACAGCAGCAUCCCGCGGGGCAGGUGGCGGGCUGCGCGGGAGCCGGCAGCCAGGUCGGGUUGUGUGGGGGCGCGGCGGUAUGGCAAGGCGGGUGAGGGCAGACGCCUCGUUGAUGCAACACACAAGGCUUCCAAGUUGGCGCGCUAUCUAGCAGUUUAUUAGCACAUGACCAGUUUGCUGGCAUUGGUAAUGCUGGGCUUCGCCUAGAAGGGGGCGGCAUCAGCCAACCUCAUGGAUUGCAGGUUGAUCUGGGUUUUAGGGGUCGGCGGCCUGCUCGUGCCUGCCUGCGCGCGGGCACGCGGCGGCGGACAGGAGGGUGGGAAAUUGCCUGGAUUGCCGGAACCUCUGGUCAUACAUUUGACGGCCGGCCUUGGGGAUCUUUGGGAAUAGAAUACCAUAACCCCACCCCCACGCCCCACCCCACACUUCUGGGAUUUUUUGGGCUCGGGGCCUCACAUACCCCCCCUCUCCAACAAGCUAGGGCGUGGGGUUGGGGGUUGGGGGGGGGGGGCUUCGCCGCUUAAGUAAGCGAGUCGGCCCCGCGGUGGCUCCCGCUAGCCUUCGGAAUCCCAGGGCGCUAGCUCCAGCUGGCACGAGCCUCAGGUGGGACGACCCUUUCGCUCGUGAGCUGCGUCAGCAGGUCCCUGUUGUAUUUUAGACCGUGUAUGUAACCUUCGCCUCAG
Messenger RNA from Chlamydomonas reinhardtii, 1916 nucleotides. RefSeq lists its product as uncharacterized. Gene Ontology annotation, molecular function: four-way junction DNA binding; ATP binding; ATP-dependent DNA damage sensor activity. Gene Ontology annotation, cellular component: replication fork; Rad51C-XRCC3 complex. The coding region runs from base 141 to 1328 and encodes 395 amino acids. NCBI's taxonomy places the organism in Eukaryota, Viridiplantae, Chlorophyta, Chlorophyceae, Chlamydomonadales, Chlamydomonadaceae. The record is from RefSeq and is a predicted model, not a curated record. Gene Ontology annotation, biological process: resolution of mitotic recombination intermediates; double-strand break repair via synthesis-dependent strand annealing; telomere maintenance via recombination. The transcript has 9 exons.